AGUUGAUAAAAGUUGUGGUUCCCAUAGGAAAUGAGUUUGGGGAAAAAAGAGUUUUAAAAUUUUUGGGGCCAAACCAAGGCAUAGUGUUUUUAAAGAAGCAUCAUAGCCUAGCUAUCUACCUUAUUUGACAUGUUAUUGUUUGAAAUGGGUUAAAUGAUGAAUGGUGAUAUGACUAUUUAUAGCUUUUUCAAGUUAUUGCCAUUUUCAUACUGCAGUAAUGGCUCAGAGAGAUUUUAAUUUUUUUUGGAAUUGUUUUUCGAUUAGCGAGAAAUAUUCCAAAUGAAGGAGGACCGUACAAUCUGUGAGCAGCAUUACUAGAUAAUGACAUCAAACGCAUCAUGUUUAUGAUGGAGUAUCUCAACUAGAUAAGUUGUGGUUCCCAUAUGUAUUAUUUAAAGAAAACUGGGAUGAUGGGCCUUCUUGCUGAAGAUUGAAUACAAAUAAUUAUUUUAUUUUGUCAGGGAAAACCACAAUGCCCUACCCAAAGGGCUAAACUUUGAACAGUGCCUAUCUUAUUCAGCCACGCUUCUUGUAUAGUUGACAAGAUGGAUUUAACCAGUUUCUGGCAAUGUACUACUAUUUUACUUUAAAAAUUCUUUUCCUGUAGAAUGUUUUACUCAAGGUCACAUCUUAGAAAGAAAUAAAGAUGUAGUACAUUGAAUUUCUGUUCUUUAAUCUUCCUAGUUUUGGAAUCCCUUAGUUGCUUUUGAAUGGAAUAACCGUGUAAAGAAGAGAGCAAAUGCUCGAUAAGUUAAGACACAAAUCAUGUAUAAGUUUUUCUAACUGUUCGCUUGAUCAGAAUCCUGUUAUCCGUCCUUUGGCUGAGCAAGACUCUCAAAGUUUGCAGCGAUUGCUUCAUGAAAUACCCCUUUGGGUUAAAAAUCCCGAUUAUGACCGUAUUGACUGGCUUAACAAGUUCCUCGAGGUUAUGUGGCCUUUCCUGGACAAGGCAAUUUGCAAGACGGCCAAAAAUAUUGCGAAUCCCAUUAUUGCUGAACAAAUUCCAAAAUAUAAAAUUGAAUCAGUUGAAUUUGAAGAAUUAACACUGGGUUCUCUGCCGCCCACUUUUCAAGGUAUGAAGGUUUUUGUUACUGAAGAAAAAGAAUUGAUUAUGGAGCCUACUCUGAAAUGGGCAGGGAAUCCUAAUGUCACAUUGGUUAUUAAAGCAUUCGGUCUAAAAGCAACUGUUCAGGUUGUGGAUUUGCAAAUCUUUGCUCAACCACGCAUCACCUUGAAGCCCCUUGUUCCAAGCUUUCCUUGUUUUGCCAAAAUUGUCGUCUCUCUCAUGGAGAAGCCACAUGUUGACUUUGGACUUAAUGUUGUUGGGGCUGAUCUUAUGUCAAUUCCUGGUCUUUACACGUUUGUACAGGAGCUUAUUAAAGAUCAAGUUGCAAACAUGUAUCUGUGGCCUAAAACCCUAGAAGUGGAAAUUCUGGAUCCUACUAAAGCUAUGAAGAGGCCUGUUGGGAUUCUCCAUGUGAAGGUUCUGAGGGCAAUGAAGCUGAGAAAGAAAGACUUGUUAGGUGCAUCAGAUCCGUAUGUGAAACUGAAAAUCACUGAAUCUAAGGCUCCAUCAAAGAAGACUGCAGUGAAACAUAAGAAUUUGAACCCUGAGUGGAAUGAGGAAUUUAGUAUUGUUGUUAAAGAUCCAGAAUCGCAAGCUCUGGAGCUUAUUGUAUAUGACUGGGAACAGGUGGGGAAACAUGACAAGAUGGGCACGAAUGUAGUUCCUUUAAAGGAACUUACCCCUUAUGAACCAAAAGUCAUGACACUGGAUCUUCUCAAGAACCUAAAUCAAAAUGAUGCUCAAGAUGAUAAGUUUCGUGGUCAGCUUGUGUUAGAGCUGACUUACAAACCUUUCAAGGAGGAUGAUAUGUCAAAAGAUCUUGACAAUCCAUUACAAAAGGCUCCUGAAGAAACACCACCUGGUGGAGGGGUACUAGUGGUUGUAGUCCAUGAAGCUCAAGAUGUUGAAGGAAAGCACCACAAUAACCCUUAUGUGCGUAUCAUUUUCAAAGGAGAGGAGCGCAAAACUAAGCACGUAAAGAAAAACAGAGAUCCAAGAUGGGAAGAGGAGUUCACAUUCAUGUUGGAAGAACCUCCGUUGAAAGAGAAGCUACAUGUGGAGGUACUCAGCACCUCAACAAGAAUCGGCCUGCUGCAUCCCAAGGAAACAUUGGGCUAUGUCAAUAUCAGCCUCGCAGAUGUUGUCAACAACAAAAGGAUCAAUGAGAAAUACCAUCUCAUAGAUUCAAAGAAUGGAAAGAUUCAAAUUGAGCUGCAAUGGCGUACAUCAUCUUGAUUUCUUAACACCACCUCGACCCUGCGGAGAGAAUUGUGUUUACAAAUAUACUAUGUAUUUUGGUCAUGGUUAUAUUAAAAUCUUUGUACGUUGCUUGUGUACAUUAUCGCGGCUGGAGCUUGAUGUGAGGUGAAUUACUGUAUUUGUAUUUUCUUUGUGAGGAAAAAGAAAGAAAGAAAUAAAAAUCAUGUUGUAUGGGAAAAUGUGGAAUCCAUUUUAUCGACUAAUCUUCAUGAAAAUUAUUCUGAUUGUUUUCCAUCUCA
Molecule: messenger RNA, 2565 nt
Organism: Olea europaea var. sylvestris
Lineage: Eukaryota; Viridiplantae; Streptophyta; Magnoliopsida; Lamiales; Oleaceae
Product: synaptotagmin-1-like
Exons: 11
Coding region: 740-2302 (520 amino acids)
Cellular component (GO): endoplasmic reticulum
Molecular function (GO): lipid binding
Source: RefSeq, a predicted model, not a curated record